AAAAACAAAAACUCAGUUGAAUUGAGUUGAGGCAUUAAAGAUCAGAUAAGGCGCAAAGACAAAAGCAAGCAAGUGGUGUUUGAGCUUCAGCUAAGCUCACAUCACCAUGGCCAUGGCGAUGCUCUCUUUCACUGCAAACACUCUGAAACCUCUUUCUCCAUUCUACCACGAUAAGGUCUUUUCCUCCUCCUCCACCACACUCCUUUCUAAACCCUCUCUUAAACCCAUCUCCGCCACUCUCAUCCCUUCAUCCAACUCUCAUCAGCAGCAGCAGCUUUACCAACCCUUUCGCCCGCCACCGUCCCCUCUUCCCAACCAAUUCCGCUCUCUCGACACCGCCGGCCGCCUCGAUGUUCUCACCAACCGCCUCGGUCGCUGGUUUGAGUACGCCCCAAUCAUUCCUUCCCUUGUCCAAGAAGGGUUCACGCCUUCUUCCAUCGAAGAAGCUACUGGCAUUUCUGGGGUCGAGCAAAACCGUCUUUUGGUCGCUGCCCAGGUACGUGAAUCUUUACUCCAAUCCAAAACUGACCCGGAAAUCGUUGCCCACUUCGAUUCCGGUGGUUCUGAAUUGUUGUACGAAAUUCGGCUGCUGAGCGCCCAACAAAGAUCCGCCGCCGCUGCCUACAUUGUCGGCAAUGGAUUCGACGGAAAGGGAGUUCAGGACCUCGCCCGCGCCAUUAAAGAUUUUCCUCGCCGACGCGGAGAUAAAGGGUGGGAGAGCUUUAACUAUACUCACCCUGGCGAUUGUCUAUCUUUUAUGUAUUAUAGGCAAGGUAGAGAGCAUAAGAACCCUUCGGAUCAGAGAACUAAUGCUUUGGAGCAAGCUUUGAAUUUUGCAGAAACUGAGGGUGCAAAGGCUAGAGUGUUGGAGGAAUUGCAUAGUGAGGGAAACCAAGAUGGGGCAAAAGGAGAAAUUGAGGAUACUGUUCUUGUUCCAGUAGUGAGGUUGAAGAUUGGCGAGGUGGCGGAGGCCAGCUCAGUGGCGGUCUUGCCGGUUUGCAGGGCGGAGGAGAGGGAGAAGGAGGUCUUAGAAGCGCCAGGAGAGUGUAGAACUGAGGGGGAGUUCAAUGUGGUUGUGGCGGAGAAAGGGUGGAAGAGCUGGGUGGUGUUGCCAGCGUGGGAGCCGGUGGUGGGGUUAGGAAAAGGAGGGAUUGUUAUAGCGUUUAGUGAUGCUAGAGUCUUGCCAUGGAAAACUAAUAAGUGGUACAAAGAAGAAUCCAUCUUGGUGGUGGCUGAUAGGAAGAGAAAGGAGGUGGCAGCCGAUGAUGGAGUUUAUUUGGUGGCUGCUGAUGGUGAAGGAGGCCUUGGCGAGGGGUUAAAGGUUAUGAGGGGAUUGGCAUUGAAGAAUUUGGGCGUGAAGGAGUGUUUAGCGACUGUUGUUAUGGUGGUUAGGCCACCAAGAGAUGAGAUGGAUGAUCAGUUGAAUGAUGAGGAUUGGGAAUGAAAAAAUAUCCAAUAAUCUUGGAGAAUGUAUGUUAAGUACCAUUGUAGAAUCUCAAGCUUAUUGGGACUCUCGGAUGUUCAUUGAGAUGAGGUUCAUACUUUUCAUCUCGUUCUUUUUGGCAGUCAUAGAUGACUUGUGUUUAGAUGUUAUACUUUGAAUUUAAACUUAGUAGAGAAAAGCUUCUAUUUUUGACUCC
Molecule: messenger RNA, 1640 nt
Organism: Humulus lupulus (European hop)
Lineage: Eukaryota; Viridiplantae; Streptophyta; Magnoliopsida; Rosales; Cannabaceae
Product: rubisco accumulation factor 1.1, chloroplastic-like
Exons: 1
Coding region: 107-1444 (445 amino acids)
Cellular component (GO): chloroplast
Source: RefSeq, a predicted model, not a curated record